This is a messenger RNA of Phytophthora infestans T30-4, 309 nucleotides long. RefSeq lists its product as uncharacterized. Gene Ontology annotation, biological process: regulation of flower development. Gene Ontology annotation, molecular function: protein binding. The record is from RefSeq and is a predicted model, not a curated record. NCBI's taxonomy places the organism in Eukaryota, Oomycota, Peronosporomycetes, Peronosporales, Peronosporaceae. Bases 1 to 309 code for a protein of 102 amino acids. The transcript has a single exon.
AUGUAUCACGUACAGGUGCCGCUGAGUCAGCAAUUCCAAGCCCAGUACCAAGCGCCGAAGCGUAAAAUUGGCAUCUACUCACCUGCUGAGCGUCGUGAGCGACUGAAGCGCUUCCAUGAGAAGCGAAAGCUUCGCGUGUACCACAAGCGCGUCAAAUACGACUGCCGCAAGCGUCUUGCCAACUCUUGCCCUCGCGUUAAAGGACGCUUCGUUAGGAAAACUGAGUUCCUUCAAGCGAAAGAGAGCAGCAGCACCUCAUCGCCAGCUACGUCUGAGUCAACGUCAAGCACUGAAGAUUGUCUGCAUUAG